GUUUUUUUUAAACAAACGUACAGGAACUCUGAGAGGCAGAGGAAGAACGAGGGCGAAAGAGACAGAUGCUGAUGUUUUGAAAAGAGGAUCUUAUCUUGUGAUUGCCCACAUAACACCGCCGGAUAGUGGAUUUAAACUCCAGAGAUGUUGUCGUCGAACUCCUUGCGGAUCGCGUGGUCGUCCCGAACCGCACUUCGCCCGACCUGGCUGACCACGAACCGAUUGUCUGUCUCCAAAACUGUUACAUAUUCAGCUCAUUGUAUCUCUACCAGCCUCCCCAGCAGGGACCCAUGGCACCUCGACAUUGACACCAGAGCCCCGGUGAAGGAGGGAGGGCUGAGCUGGUACACUAAUCAAGCCAACUCACCGAGGAGCUACUGUACAGGUCAGGUCAAGUUGAGCUGCUGGAACUGUGAAAAGCCCCUUGACAAAACGCCUGCAUUCUUCUGCAUGUCAUGCAAAGUAGUCCAGCCCCCUGAAGAAGGGACAUCUUACUUCAAGAUCAUGGACUGUGACUACACGUUCACGCUGGACACACAAAAGCUGCAGAAAAGAUACUUGCAGCUCCAGAGGUCUCUACAUCCUGACAACUUCAGCCAGAAAUCUGUGAAAGAACAGGAGUAUUCAGAAAGCCAUUCGGCGCUUGUGAACCAAGCAUACAAGACUCUGCUUAAGCCUUUGAGUCGUGGUCUUUAUAUGCUGGAGCUGGAGGGGAUGCAUAUAGAAGAGGGCAACGACUCUGGGGCUGAUUCAGAGUUUCUGAUGGAGCUGAUGGAGAUCAAUGAAGCUCUUGAUGAGGCACAGACUCCAAAAGAAGCCAAUAAGAUCAGCCAAGACACAAAAGGGAAACUAGCAGACUUGACAGAGCAGAUAGACGCUGCCCUUCAUAAAGGGGAGCUUCAGACUGCCAAAGCACUGCUUGCCCAGAUGAAAUACUAUGCAAACAUUGAGGAGAAAGCAAAGGAAAAACUUACAAAAUUUAUGUAAAUCUUCUCCCCUAUUUUGUGUCAUUUAAUAUUUUUACCCACUUUUGCACAGAUGCACAUAAAUUAUUGUACAUUUUCUGGAGUUAUGUAAUAUUAUUGUUCACGUUGAAUAAUAAAAGCAAUAAUGCAUAAUACACGA
Molecule: messenger RNA, 1125 nt
Organism: Xiphias gladius (swordfish)
Lineage: Eukaryota; Metazoa; Chordata; Actinopteri; Istiophoriformes; Xiphiidae
Gene: hscb
Product: HscB mitochondrial iron-sulfur cluster cochaperone
Exons: 6
Coding region: 145-987 (280 amino acids)
Biological process (GO): protein complex oligomerization; [2Fe-2S] cluster assembly
Cellular component (GO): mitochondrion
Molecular function (GO): protein-folding chaperone binding; ATPase activator activity
Source: RefSeq, a predicted model, not a curated record